Messenger RNA from Malania oleifera, 889 nucleotides. RefSeq names its product copper transporter 6-like. The transcript has a single exon. Gene Ontology annotation, biological process: intracellular copper ion homeostasis; copper ion transmembrane transport. The record is from RefSeq and is a predicted model, not a curated record. The coding region runs from base 192 to 671 and encodes 159 amino acids. Lineage: Eukaryota; Viridiplantae; Streptophyta; Magnoliopsida; Santalales; Ximeniaceae. Gene Ontology annotation, molecular function: copper ion transmembrane transporter activity. Gene Ontology annotation, cellular component: plasma membrane.
UGACGUACAGCCGCGCACACUUGUCCUCUCCUGUCACGUGUUACGCAAGUGCCCAUGCCACGUGUCGGCGUACUAUAGCAUAACAUUUUAAUAGUGCAGUACGUACUGUUCCUUUCAGUGUACUAUACGCCAUUAACCCCCGCUGAAGAGAAAGAGAUAGUGAGACGAGAGAGAGAGAGAGGGAGAGAGAGAUGGCAUUCAUGGCGAAUGAUGGGCAUGGUCACAUGCAUGGGAUGAAUAAUACGGCGGCGAUGGAUCAUCCGAUGAAGCAUCACAUGAUGAUGCACAUGACGUUCUUCUGGGGAAAAAACGCCGAGAUCCUGUUCUCCGGCUGGCCCGGCUCCCGCGCCGGCAUGUACUCCCUUGCCCUAAUCUUCGUCUUCGCCCUCGCCUUCCUCGUCGAGUGGCUCUCCCACUGCCGCCUCAUCAAGCCCGGGUCCGAAGACGCCGCCUCCGGAAUCUUGCAGACUGCGAUCCACGCUGUGCGGGUCGCGCUGGCCUACAUGGUGAUGCUGGCCGUCAUGUCCUUCAACGUCGGGGUGUUCUUGGUCGCCGUCGGCGGACACGCCGUCGGGUUCUUGCUGUUCGGGAGUCGGGUUUUCCGGAGGACGCCGGAGCAACCGCAUCUCCAGAAACAGGCCGGGUCGGAUUUUGGUCCGUUGAGUUGCUGAUUUGUGGUCGUAAUUUUGUGUGUUAGAAAUUUUGUGGGGCCUGUAAUCCUCCACAUUUUAUUUCUUUUGCAUUUUUAAAUAAAAUGUUUGAGACUGCUGAUAAAAAGUUUUGUAAUGUAUUGUUUGUUUGUAACGAAACUAUUAUGUUAGGGAUAUGCCUUAAAUUUGGAAUUAUAUUAAAUUUAAAUAAGAUAUAAUAAAAAGUUUGUAUUGAAAUC